AGCCUUUUUUUAUUCAGUGUCAUCAACAGAAAGAGAAAAAGGCUGGAAGAGACGAUAAAGCCGAUAAUUAAAAUGACGUCAAUGGUUUUAAUUUAUCGUACGAUUGAUUGAUUUAUUGUUUAUGACAACAUGCCUAGUUGCACCCAUCUUUACUAUUUACAUUGACAAUCAUAUGAAGCAAGAUAUUUUCUACCUGUUACUCGUUAUCUCGUCUCCCCAGGUCCAUUAAUGUCGUGUGUAAAAGUGAAACCACAAAGACAACCGUCACUGCUCAACUUCACAAUCAGCCAGAAAUUAUUCAAACAAUCGAGUGCAUAAAAUCACAUCAAUAACUCAACAUUAUCAUCAGAAAGUAAAGCCACAAAGAAGAAAUGAAUUACCUUAGAAAAAUACAAAAAUAUGAACACGGGCCUUUGGAGCCCACUGUGUGUAGCAGUUAAGACGGUUCCACCCCAGUGAUCUUGUUUUAGCUCUAUUACUUUUAUAUCAAAUAUAAAAGUGAAAGUUUUUUACUGUCUGAUGCGUUCUAACAUACAGUUUAGAGGUGGACUCAAACAGCUUGUAAUGACGAGUUGCUGUUUGCAAGCCAGAGACCAUGCAGCUGUUGGGAUGAAUGCAUCGCUGUCUAAGCUAUCCUUCCUGUGCAUUUUCCCAGGGUACGAAGAACAGAUGUGUUCAUUUCAUACAGAAACAUUUUACUCAAGAAAGGGACCAAAGUUUAUCAACUAUCUGUGUUUCAUCCCUUCAAACUGGUUCCUGAACCACACAGAGCUCUCCUGACCUCUGACCCAGUGCAUCAAACAGCAGAUUUGAUUGUAAAAAUUAGCACACAUUUCAUAUAAUAUCUUCAAACUCUUGUAAAACAGACAUGAGCAGUUUCAGGACUAAGACAUCUAUCACACUUAAUAAUCAUCAUUAAAAUUAGCAUAAUUAAACUAAUAUUUCUAAUAACAGGCAACCAAAAAAUAAUUUGGUUGCCUGAAAUAGAGUUCUGUUUCCAAAAAACAGAACUCGUUAUGUAAAUAGUUUCCCUAGAUUCUUAAAACUUUAAUUCCAGAAAUGGAAAAUAUUUGAAAUGCUUUGCAACAGAAGGAAGGCCAUCUACUUGUUGAAAUGCUUAUUUUUCGUAUAUUUUACAAAUAAAAAAUAUUCAGUUGUGGAAACAAGCAGACAGUGUCAUAUCUGUGAUUUUACUACUGCAAAAUAAAACGGUUUUCUAAAGUCUAGAUUGACGAAAAAUCAACACUUUUUAGGUCCCAAUGUGACAUGUCUCCCCCUAUCGGGAGCUUUCCGGUACUGCUCUCAUUCGCUUGCCCAAUUUAGUCUCUCCCUGUCAGCUCUGUGGAAUGUGCGAUGCACAUUAUGCAGACACCGAGAGAAGGUCCAACCUGCGGUCACUAGAAGCGCUCCGGUCCGCUUGCAGAAAGUGCUCUUCUGUCUUCGCCCUGAACAUACUCGCCCCAUCCUGGUCCUCUGGCUGAAGCUCCAUCAGGAUGUCUACACCUGACUCAACCUCCCUCCUCACCAUGCUGCCCACAUUAACCUCACCCACUCCAGAGGUUCCAGCUGUGGAGGCCAACACCACCUCCUGCCAUCAGUGGGAGCAGGUCCAUCACAUGCUGUUCCAUCUGGGGAACCUGUCCCUGCUGCUGGGCCUGCUCAUUCCCACCACCCUGGGGCUGCACAUGAUUCUGCUGCGCCUCCUCCUGAUGACAGGAUGCAGUCUUUUCAUUGCUUGGGCCACUUUGUAUCGUUGCAACCUUGAUGUGAUGGUUUGGAACGUGGUGUUCUUGGUGGUCAACUUCAUGCACUUAUUCUUUCUCCUGUAUAAGCGCAGGCCGAUUAAGAUUGACAGGGAGCUGCGGACUGUCUACAAGCGGAUGUUUGAGCCUCUCCAUGUGCAGGAGGCUUUGUUUCAGAGGCUCACAGGACAGUUUUGCACCAUCCAGACUCUGAAGAAAGGCCAAGCAUAUGCUGCUGAGGACAAGACCUCCGUGGACGAACGCCUCAGUAUCCUACUCAAAGGAAAAAUGAAGGUGUCAUAUCGAGGUCAUUUCCUCCACAACAUCUAUACCAAUUCAUUCAUCGAUUCUCCGGAGUUCAGGUCUACUGAGAUGCACAGAGGGGAGAAGUUCCAGGUGACAAUAGUGGCAGAGGAGAACUGCAAGUUCCUGUGUUGGUCUCGAGAACGGCUCACUUACUUCCUAGAAUCAGACACUUUCCUGAAUGAGGUGUUCAAGUACCUCAUUGGCAAGGACAUCACCAACAAACUGUACACUCUAAAUGAUCCCACACUCAGCGAUAAGGCAGUGAAAAAGAUGGACCGUCAGCCCAGCCUGUGCUCUCAGCUUUCUAUGAUGCAGAUGAGGAACAGCAUGGCGAGCACUAGUGACACAGAUGAUGUUCUUAACCAGAUCCUACGAGGAGGAUCUGCUGGAUCAUCUCUUCAAAAAUCCCCUGAAACCAAAUCUUCGACUAAGAUGAGGCCUAUAGAGGAAGGCAUGGAGGACGAUGUUUUUGAAGAAUCUGUGUCCUCUCUGCAGCAGCACACAGCUUCCACCAAAGAAGUGUAGGGAUCAGGUGAAGAUCAACUAGCAACACAAGUAUUUUAUCACCUCCUUUAGAGCCUGACUACUUUACUGAUACCUGCCAGUUCCAGUAAACAGAGAAAGUGUUCAAGUGUUCAUUUGUAAGCACCCUUUAUACACAAUGUUUGUUCAUUAGAAAGCAUGAGUUUUAUUUUCCUUUGUACCUUUUCAGUGUUAUGUUGUUUAAAAAAUAAUCUUUGCAAAAAUAUGUAUUUCUUGCAAAAUCAAGACAACUUCUUGGUUUGAGGGAAUUUAUGUGAAAUAUUAUCAGAGAAUACAAAUGUUUGUCACUAGGUCUUUGUUUUUAAGACUUUACUAAAUCAUGUAUUUUAUUGUAGCUGUUUUUCCUUAUGCUUCAGAGGUUUAUUAUAUUCUGCUACUUUUCUAUUUUUUCAGCUUUGGCACCUGCUGUCAUUGUUCCCUUUUCAAUCACUGCUGUAGUACGUCACAUUUUUGUCACCUGCCAUCUAUUCUGUAUUUUCCUGCUAAGUCAGAUAACAGUGCCCUCUUGUGUUCAUUUGAUUAAAUACAUGACUGAAUCAUUUCAGAAAUAUACUGUGUUGAAGCAUAACUGUCAGAAAUGAUCACUGUUACUAACAAUUGUAAAUCUAUGAAUAAAUAAAUGUUUAAAAAUA
This is a messenger RNA of Gambusia affinis (western mosquitofish), 3223 nucleotides long. It is a transcript of the gene popdc1, whose product is annotated as blood vessel epicardial substance. Gene Ontology annotation, molecular function: cAMP binding. The record is from RefSeq and is a predicted model, not a curated record. The transcript has 8 exons. Bases 1494 to 2573 code for a protein of 359 amino acids. Gene Ontology annotation, cellular component: sarcolemma. Lineage: Eukaryota; Metazoa; Chordata; Actinopteri; Cyprinodontiformes; Poeciliidae.